AUGCUCCCCAAACCUGUGGCUGAUGAUCUGCGGCAAGGAACGGUGUGCGAGGCUCAGAGUUAUGCAAGCGCCACCAUCUAUUUCAGGUAGGCCCAGCAUGUUUAAUAUUCGCUUAGACCUCUUCAUUUUCUGUGAAUUCUGGGUAGAUUUCAGGGAGAUGCAUUCUCUAUCGAGAGCUAAAGUAUCAAUAUUUUCUCUAUACUUAUAUAUAGAGUAUAGUAUAUAGUACUGCAGCGUGCAUUUCUGAACAAAAACGACAAAUAGAAUUAAAGUUAAAUUGUGACAUGACCGCAGAUAAGACACAGGUCCAGCGGUGUAUUUUGGAUCUGUGCUGCCUGUGGCAUUGUAACGGAUCACCUGGCACCCCGACUGGGUACCUCCAUUGAAGCGCUUCUUGAGGGCUCCAAGCACUCCAGCCGACACCAUAACCACCGUAGACUCCUUCAGAGAGCAAGACAGGAAAAGACUCUUAAAAGAGCUUAGAAGUGAUUAUGCAAGGGAGCAUGCAGAGCAUAGCAAUUCCCCCAAUAAGAGACAGGACUCUAGAUUGAGGGUGAAGAAGAAAUGUCUAAAACUUUAUUUUCCUUGGGACUAGCCCAUAUGGGCAUUACAUGAACAUUGCUGUGAAAACUCAAUAAAAUUACAAACAGUCAAAUCAUAGCAGGCAACAUACAGUGACUUAUUAUAACACAAUGGCAUAUUUUUAAAGCGGUGGGGGAGACAAUAAAUAACAGAAAAUAUGUCACGUGCCUGCAGAAUUAGCAAUAUGCAAAUCUACCCGAAUAUGCAAAUGAACCAGUCUUGCUAUUCAGGUAGUGCAUAUUGCUGUUGCUACCAACAGAGGGCACUAGACAAGCUCCAUAGCCAAAUCCACCUAGUUGGUAGCAAAUCUCAGCAGAACAGGAGGCAAUACAUCCCAGGGGCCAUAGUCACUUGGCAAGAGGCUGGCAAUCAGUGUUCUCCAAUGCCCUGUGGCGAGGCUGGUUCCGCCACAGGCAUGACAGAAUUCGGGCACCCCCGAAUUUACAUUUGCCCCACUGCUUCCUGUUAAUGCCACACUUCUUCCUGUAAAAGACUAACACACACUUUGACUGACAGACACACACUCUCAGAUACACUGACAUACACACAUACUGAUUUGACACAAUCUUACAGACACACUGAUUUACUCACUGACACACACUGACAGACACUCACAAUCACUGACAGACAUGCACACAGUCACUGACACACCCACCCACUCACAGACACACACAGAGACAGGCAUACACAAUCACUCAGACACACACACACACACACACACACACAUUGACAGACACACACUCACUCACUUACUGACACACACUGACAGACACACACAAUAAGUAAGACACAUUGCCCCCUCACAGACACACACCGACAGACACACACAAUCACUCAGACACAUAGCCCCCCUCACAGACACACACUGACAGACAUACACUCACACACAUUCAUUCAGACACAAGCACACAUUCACUGACAAACACACACUCACAGAGACACACAGUCACUCAGACACACAGGCUUUCUCACAGACACACACUGACAGACACACACUCUCACUUACAGACACUCACACACACACACUCACUCACAGACACACACACUGACAGAUAUACACACACAGACACACUGACAGACUGACAGACAUACACACUGAGAGCCAACCAGACACACAAACACAUACAUUCCACCCCCCAUCCCUCACAGAUUAUUUUUUAAUUAUAAUUUAAAUCCACCAGCCUCCCUAGCUUUGGGAGAGCUGGGUGGAUUUUUUACCUGGGGUCCAGUGGGGCUGCUGGCCGAGCUGUUUGGGCAGGAGGGCGUGCAGGCAGUCGGGCGGCCACAGACGUCAUAUUCUAGCUCCCGGCAUCACUCUGCGGCACACCGCUUGUUGUUCACCUAGCCGCCUGCCCCAAGGCUAACAAGGCAUUUGGCUGGGCAUUUGGGGGUGGCGUUUUUUGCUGCCCCCUGGAAAGUGCCGCAUGCCUUGUUUGCCUAACAGCAAAUACAGUGUGGUGACAUUCUGUCAUCAAACUAAUAUGGUGACCAGGGGUCAUGUGAUUAUAAGGCUCAUGUUUGCCUUUCUUACAGUGCAUAAGCUUUACCCUUUGAAAUGGUAACUGGGUAAUACAAUACCUUUACAAGUCAGGAAAGAGAUAACUACUCCCCCCUUUCUCCAUUCCUCUCUGUUCCUUCUUGGCUGUGCUGCAGAGCAGAUGUGCAGAUGCCAUGUGCUAGCAUGGUGAACCAUGUUACACUCUGUUGCUUCCUUUUCUUCCUUGGUGGAUGUGAUGUUGAACUUGCAGCAGUGAGCCAUUACUAGAUGUGAAGGCCUAACCGUGGGUGAGAUCAAACGUGUGGGGAAGGGGGUUACUAUAUAGAUAGAUAGAUUUAAAAAGGGUUGUUGCUCCGUGGGUCUGGGCUGUGUGUUUGUGAUACAUUUAUAGUAUUGUGUUGUUGCCUUUUAAUGAAUACCUUUUAAUGUAGACAAACCUUGUAUAAUAUAUAGGUCUGAUUUAGGGUAAGGAAAAAACGAAAAAGACCUCAUUCUUUCAGAGCGUUGUAAAUAUUCUGCCUGAGGGAGAGAAAUUAAACAAACGGGGCAGGAGUUGGUGCUAGAAGGGGAGAAUGGAUGCACUGACAUUUAAUUAUCCAGAAUAGGUUUCCUUUUUCUUAGUGUAAGUCCUACUAUAACCUCCACUCAUGUGCUUUUAUCUCCAGUAUCACAGCUCAGCUUUCAUUCUAUGAGUCGUCGUGGCUCAGAAAUUAGUUUUAGAAAGGGAGGAUCUCCCGAAUGCUUGUCAUUCCAAAAUUCUUAGUCCAAUAAGCGAAUGCAUAGAGAUUCUGAGGGAGUUUGUCACAGGUUAAUAAUCAUUUACAAAUUAUUUUGUACCAUAUCAUUUUGACUAGUGACAUCGUGGGAUUUACAGCCCUGUCUGGUGCCAGCACGCCAUAUCAAGUGGUCGAUUUCCUGAACAAGUUAUACACAAAAUUUGAUGACAUCAUUGACAACUACGAUGUUUACAAGGUGGAAACUAUAGGAGACGCAUGUACGUAUUGAGUUGAAUUUACAUCAAAUUACAUUGAAUUCAAUCAAAUUUAAUUUACAACAAUUAUUUCAAAUCCUGGCCUUAAAGGAACACUAUAGGGUCAGGAACAGCAACAUGUAUUCCAGACCCUAUAGUGUUAAAAAUGCAAUCUGGCCCCCUGGUACCCCUCCCCCCUCUUUCCCUAAAUAUAGUAAAAUCUUACCUUUAUUUUAGUCUGCUGCUGCUGCCUCUGCCCAGAUCUGCCUGCUUGGCUGACAUAAUCAGAAAUCAUUGGAUUGACUGAUGCUGUCAAGGAGGCAGAUCAGGGGCAGAGCCACCACAAGCCUUGACCAAUCAGCAUCUCCAUGAGGAAAGUUCAGUGUCUGCAUGCAGAGGGUGGAGAGACUGGAUGUCAGUCACACUGUGCAGCACUGCCCCAGGAAGCACCUCUAGCAGCCAUCUAAGGAGUGGCCAGUGGAGGUAUCACUAGGCUGUAAUGUAAACACUGGAUGUGAGUUUAUGUAUACACUCACUCUAAUUUAAAUUUUAUUAACAAAUAUACAGUAUUAUACUAUUGUAUCUGUUUUUAUGUUUUUUCUUUACAUGUGGAAAAAAUCCCCCAUAUCUUACUAAGGGGUAAGUGUAAUUAAGAAAGUGCUGCACCUUGGGACUCUGCAUGUUGGGAUUAUCACCUAAACCACUGAGUCCACUUUUCUGUCUACAUCCCUUGAUUGCCCUGACCUGGGUGAACAACAUAUCCAAAAAUCACCCAGUUUAUAGCAGGGGUUAAAACGUUUUGUGGAAGUCACAUCUGACUGCCCGCAAGCAUGGCUUUCAUGCCCAAAACAGUUCCACAGAUUUAGGCUGUGCAGCCGGUCUAUCUUCUCCUCUAUCCUGGAGAUAAUUGUCUUAAGUGGCUGUGGUAAGCCAAUUAUCUCCAGUAACAGGAAAUAUGUCUAAGUCCAAAAAACUGUUACAAAAACCACAUAAAAAUACAUAACUCUUAUAAUACAAUGUUUAACCUAUAUUUCCAAAAUAUCCCCAGAUAGCUUGGAUCUGAGCGCUCAAUAUGUCCGAAAAGCGCUCAGAUCUCACAAAUACAGUUGGAUCACCAUGGAGUUAAACAAUAGCAAGGGCUGAUGAGAGAUUGAGGAGGUACAAAGCAGCCAGUUUCAACUGGUCUGGCAGUGUCCCUGGGACAACGCCCUGCUGGAGAACAAUGGACAGGAAAAAGAGGAGGGGAAGAGGCACAUUUUCGCAUGGAUUUAAAGGGGCAGAAAAAGUGUUUUAAAAUCCAAUAAGUCACAGGGGCCAUAAUCACAGGGCAAAAGGCUAGCCAUUAGUCCUCUCCAAGAACAAGUGGCGAAAAAGCACUUUGUCACAGUUACAUAGUUACAUAGUUACAUGUCAACCAUGAGUUAAAGUCAAAUCUUAGGCAUGUGAAGUGUGACGAGGAAAAUGUGGAGGCUUUAUGGGUAGAUAUCUGCUUGGGGCAAACAUAUGGAAAUCAAUUAUUGGUUGGGAUAUGUUAUAAACCACGUAAUGUAAAUAUUAUUGAGGAAUCGAGGUAACGUUAAUUAUUGGAGAUUUUAAUUACCUAGACAUAAAUUGGGAUAGAGGGACUAGUACUUCAGCAAGGGGAAUCAGGUUUUUGAAUGUGUUAAAUGACACCUUUAUGUCACAACUGGUACAAGCACCAGCUAGAAAGGAUACUUGUGAAAUAAACACUAAUUUACAUAACCAGUAUGUAAAAAUGGCAGUGUGUAGCGCUAAAUGAUAUUAACUUACACCAUAAAAAACUUUAGGGGUAUGGAAUACAUAUAUAUCCUCCAGAAUCUUUGAGGGUAUAGGAGAUAUAAAUACUGUGGAGAAAAUAGAAAAAUAUAUAGUGCACUCUGUGCAAACAGACGUAGUUGUAGACCAUAUAAUAGGAAGCACUCACGUGGUUCAGAGCCUAUUAAGGAUUGGCUCUUAAUCACUCUUGCCUUGUGUCCUUUAGGUGACACACACCUUCAACUUCAGAUAAAGGAUAACCCUCAAAAUAAGAGAAAAACAGGGGGAAAUUCGCCCUAG
This is a messenger RNA of Pelobates cultripes (western spadefoot toad), 5126 nucleotides long. NCBI's taxonomy places the organism in Eukaryota, Metazoa, Chordata, Amphibia, Anura, Pelobatidae. The record is from the annotation of a GenBank genome assembly.